Molecule: messenger RNA, 992 nt
Organism: Blastocystis hominis
Lineage: Eukaryota; Bigyra; Opalinata; Blastocystidae
Exons: 4
Coding region: 291-992 (233 amino acids)
Cellular component (GO): nucleus
Source: RefSeq, a predicted model, not a curated record
AAAUGGGAAAGAAGCGCGCUAAACCUGAACAACUGAAGGAAGAGGAGGAAAUCAACUAUUCCGAAGAGUCCCUGAACGAUUCGGAGGAAGAAGAGGAGGCGAUUACGUAUAAGCCUCUUACGAAGGAGGAAAGAAAGAAACAAGAGGAAAUGCUUAGAGAAAAUGAGGAGGAAGAGGAAGGGAGUGAAGAGGAAAGUGACGAUGACGAUGAUGGAAUUAUUAAUCUCGAUAUUGGAUUUAGUGACCCGAAGGAAGCUCAUUUCAAGAGCAUUCGCAAUCUUAUGCGUUACAUGCUGUUAGGUGCAGCAAGAGAUGUAAACUUUUCUCCUUUAGCAGAUGCAGUUGUCAAACAGGUAGAAGCAGGAUCGAUUGUGGAAAUCAAUGGAGAGGAAGAUGCGUAUGCCUUCCUGACGAUGUUAAAUCUGAAAACGCAUAAGGGUAACCCGACAAUCAAGUCUAUUUUAUCAAUUCUGAAAAAGAACUGUCCUCCCGAGUUGGCAAAGUCGUUUAAUGACUAUUUAUCGAAGAAUACAGGAAUCCUAUUAAACGAGAGAAUGCGCAACUUCCCUCCUGAAGUGAUGCCUCCCCUGUUCAAUUCUCUCCAGGAAGACAUCAAAUGGGCGCUCGAAAAUAGUGACAACAAGGAAGCGUUCCAGUUUGACUAUAUUCUCGUGAUUGCUCAACGUUUCCGCGAGCUGACCGUAAAGAAGAAUAAAGACGGAAGCAAAGUACAGGUUACCGAAGGGAAUGCCAAUGGUGAUAAUGCUGCUGCUGCUGCUGCUGAUGAUGAUGACACUUCCUACUUCCAUUUUGAAGAUGACAUUAUGAAAAAGCAUUCCAAGCUCACCUUCUCUUUCAACGUUGCCCCUCUUGGAGAUCCCUCUCUUUCCGAAGUCCUUCAGCAGUCCCGCGAGGUGAUGAUCGUUCCGUUCUCCGACCUCCCGACGAUUUAUCAGGAGAUUAGUGCGCUAGUCUCGGCUUUGAGUGUUUGA